AUGGAGGGCGAACUAACUUGCCCGAUCUGUCUCGAACUUUUCAAGCGACCGAUUGUCCUACCUUGUUCACAYAACCUGUGCACAAACUGCGCAAGAAGAUUGCUUGAGCCACGCGGCUCGUCGAAAGCAUGGGUGGACUGGGCUGUGAAAAACAGAGAGAAAAACUACAAAUCUCACUUGGAACCCGACGUCAAGUGCCCAUCAUGUCGGCAAAAGAUCCCUGUAGACCCAAGAGGAGUAGAUGCUUUGCCGAGGAAUUUGAUUUUAGAGAAUGUUAUYGAACGGUUCAAAGAAGAGCGACAGCCAGUGGCAGCAUCUCAGAAUACCGAACCAAUACUGUGUCAGUUCUGUGAAGACUACGCCGCGCAAACUGCUACGUGUAUGUGUAAAGAAUGUACCUUUACAUACUGUGGGACAUGUUUCGAUACGUACCAUCCAAUGAAGGGYCCCUURUCACACCACACAAUAGGACCCCCUGAAAAGAAGCCCCAAAAAUCAAARGACAAGAAUGCAACGUGCAAUGAGCAUGACAAAGAAAUCAUGACUCUUUACUGCCACAARUGCAGCAAAGCAGUGUGUUAUAUGUGUAAAGAGUUUGGUGAACAUAAACAACAUCGUGUUGAACUUCUGGAUGCUGUGUUUAGGAAAACGAAGGAUGAUUUAACAAGGACACUUGGACAUCUUAUGAAGAACAAUAACUCAGGACACAAACUKAUAGAAUCCUUUGAAACCAUGUGUGCCGUCGCCAAGAAAUCAGGGAAUGAUGUGGAAGCACACGUUAAGAAGGAAUGCGAUGCGCUUUUAGUCAUUAUAGAGAAGAAAAAAGCUGAACUACUUGACAAUAUCAACUCUGCKUACAACGAUAAACUCAGCGAACUUCAUGACACAAUACGACAUUGUGAUAAAACAUUACAGCAGUCACUGGGUCUUGUGGAGUUUUCACAAGAAGCGCUGAAGGAAGAGAAUCCUGUAACAUUUCUGCAGACGUCAAGUGCCUUGAAAACAAGGAUGAGUCUGAUGUUGGAUGCCGUCAAAGCACUUCCACCCGUGUCAACUAUCAUCCCAACAUUUGACCACAUGGCCGUGGAUACAUCAUGGGAAAGAAAAAUGCUCAAGAAACUUACUUGGCUACAGGAACCAGGAAGCCCGUCAUUUAUCCAAGCCCAAUGCAAAGUCAAGAACCGAUCGAUUUUCUUGGUAUGGUGUCAACCACACAGUGCGGUGGAUGCCUAUCAUCUAGAGGCAGAAGUCAUCAACCCCCCACUCUACCCUGGAGGGGAGGAGUUUAUUGAUGACAUUCAGGUAAAUACUGGAACAAACACCCGGUACGUGGUAGAGUGUAGCCGAUACAAUGCCAAGGUUGUUGCCCGGGUAAAGGCGUCRAAUCGCGCAGGCGAUGGUCCGUUUGGACAAGAGAUUACUCUAGUUGCAAGUAAAGGAGUUCACUUCAAACUGGAUCCAUCUUCGUCUCCUCAUCGCGAGUUAGCGUUCUCGCGUGAUUUUACCAUGGCUAAACUUACGGGUCGAGUAAGUUCCACAGUACUGGGUGAUGUCACACUACGUAAUGGCCGCCAUUACUGGAAGGUUCGCGUUGAUCAGUUCUCAGGGUCCAAUAAUGGCGGUUAUAUUGCCGUGGGUGUGGCUGACAGAGCUGAGCAAGGACGAAUAUUGGGUGACUUUGACGAAUCGUUCGCACUUCAAAUAUACGAGAAUACCACAAUGUGGUGUGAAAACAACAACCAACGACUACAAAUCAAACAGAAAACCAAGGAAUUCAAAGGCUGCAACAUCGCGAUCUUACUUGAUCUUGACGAAUCCACAAUGUGCAUUUAUCUGAACGGCAAACUUCAAACUGACCAAUCGCGUCCCAAAGGACCUUCUUUUACAGGUGUCAAAGGGGACUUUCGUCCUGCACUUUGCCUUUUUGGCUCCUCAGUUCAAACGAGCAUUCUUUCUGGUUUAGAAGUUCCUACCAAGCCUCCAGGUAUUGCUGUCAUUAACCUUGAAGAUUGCUCAGUGGACAAUACAAAAAUUAGCCUUGCGUGGACUCCCCCGGAAAACUGCAACGUUGAUUGUUACAUACUGGAGGCAGAUGUCUUAAACCGGGAAGGGGACAUUCAUCAAGAACGAAAUUUCACCAAAGUUUAUCAAGGUCCAAGAUGCAAAUACACUAUCCGUGGCUUGGAAUACAAUGUCACCGUCCUUGCACGUGUCAUUGCAGUAAAUACUGCUGGGCAAGGUGAACCAAGUGAAGAAGUUUCUCUCUCUACACAAAGAGGUGCAAUAUUCAAGCUCGAUCCAGAAACAAUUCACGAAACUCUCAGCUUGACACGUGGAGGGAAAACUGUCCAGCAAAACGUCGCCACACACGCAAACAUCUUCGGAGACGCAUUAUUCAUUGAUGGAUGUCACUACUGGAGGGUGGAGCUACAAAGUUUUAGCUCAGAAAACGGAUUCAUAGCAAUUGGUGUGGCAAGAAAGCCGUCCCAAGGAAUCAUUCUAGGAAACGACAAAAACUCUUUUGCUCUCCAAGUUUUCGCUGGGACGUCAGUACGUACAGAGCACUCAAAGAACAAGAUCCAGAUCAAAAGAAAAGCAGCAGAAAUCAAUGGGAGCAGCUUUGGUGUUCUUUUAGAUCUCAACAAGGAGAUUUUAAACGUUUAUCUCAACGGAGAACUCCAGGUACGGAGUACGUCAUCAAAGGGGCCCAGCUUCAAGGGGCUUUCUGGAAUGUUCUGUGCGGGCCUUUGCCUCUAUGGUUCCAACGUAAAGAUGAGCCUUGUUACUGGAAUUGAAACACCUCCACCGCCAGACCCACCCACAUUCAACAAGGCAGUCUGCAAGGUWGAUAACACCACUGUCCAUGUUGCCUGGCAUGCGCCUAAGACCAAGUGCUCCAUUGACUACUUUAUAUUGGAAGUGGACGUUGUCAAAGCRGCCGAAUUUACUUCCCGGAAGAAAAAAGAUCGCAAGUUCAAACGCGUUUAUGAAGGGCCAUUGCGUGAGCAUACAAUGUACAGUGUGUCAUACGAUAUGAAAAUYAUCGCACGUUUAUGCGGUGUCAACAUGGCUGGAGAAGGAAAUGUCAGCGAUGAGAUGGUGCUGUCCACGCCUAAGGGAUUGUAUUUCCAACUCGACCCAUCGACUGCCAAUCACGACCUUGAAAUCACCAACAAUAACUUGACGGUGUCUCUCAAAAGUCCGAUGUACACUUUUAUUCUUGGAAAUGUCAAACUAACUACAGGCUGUCACUAUUGGAGGGUUCACGUAGAUGUAUUUAACAGCCCAAACCAACUUUCUAUCAUUGGAGUUGGGAUAGCACGUGGUAUCAUUGAUGAUCCCAUUCUUGGCGAGGAUUCACACUCCUAUGCAGUUCAACUCAAUGAACAUCAAACGACAACUUGCAUCAACACCAAGAAUAGAGUCCAAGUCAAGAAAACCUCCAAGGAAAUGACAAAUAGUAAUGUAGGAGUGCUUCUAAACCUAGAUGAACGACUACUCAACAUUUAUUUCAAUGGCAAACUACUGACAGACAACUCAAGRCCAUCUGGACCAACUUUUGCUGGGAUAUCUGGCGAUUUCUAUCCAGCCUUAAGCCUGUAUGGCACAAAUGUCAAAUUAACAAUUCACACUGGAGAAUCUUUUGAAGCCCAAUCWUAAAUUUCUUAACAAAUCAUCACAAGUCGGAGUAAAGCUUAAAAUCAAAGAUAACAAAAUAGAUGUUUUAUGAAAGAACCAGCUCUCAAGACUAAAUAAUCAACAGAUAGAGUUUGKUUUUGUUUUAACCAGAUGACAUAGUUUCUAUUACAUUAUUAGUAAUCAACAUGUCAAAAUUAAUUUGAAUUUUUGAAUUGCAGAGCAAGACAAGUUGCGCUUUUUUCAUUUUCUUUUAAGCAAUAUAAGUAAAUUAAUGUACAUUACACCUGUAGGUAAGCCUUUACAUGGCAUUUGCCUGAAAAAAGCU
Exaiptasia diaphana is the source of this 3964-nucleotide messenger RNA. RefSeq names its product E3 ubiquitin-protein ligase TRIM9. The coding region runs from base 1 to 3660 and encodes 1219 amino acids. The record is from RefSeq and is a predicted model, not a curated record. NCBI's taxonomy places the organism in Eukaryota, Metazoa, Cnidaria, Anthozoa, Actiniaria, Aiptasiidae. The transcript is spliced from 16 exons. Gene Ontology annotation, molecular function: protein binding; zinc ion binding.